AUGUGUUCUUGUAACAAACAAGAAUGCACCGAUGAUUUUGUCAGUUAUCCGUACGAACAUGAAUUAAGCUCGCAAGAAGCAUCAUGGCGAACACCAGUAGAUCAAAUCGUUGAAGACUCUUAUGACGAAUAUUGCUCGCCUGCCUGUGCAACCCCAGCAACCCCAAGAACUCCAAUAUCAACCCGACGAGAAUUGCGUACGCCAGCUGCGCCACUUAGAGUACUCAGCCAACGCCGCGAUCUAAGACAGGGAGUAGCUUUAGCAUCUCGUCGUUUGAAUUACGAGGCUAUAACAGCAGGAGACAGCACAUUCGAUAGCCUGGACACAGACGAUAGUACAGGCUCUUCGCAACGAAUUAUACGCGACAUGUUUCGAUGUGCUCCUUCGUCUACUCUUCAAACUCUUCCAACUCCCCAAACUCGUACAGGGAAACUAGCACAAACAUCUUAUCGACUCCGUACCAAACCAUUACCACCGGAAAGACAAUAUCUACCCAGAAUAGCUAGAAUGACACCUUGUGGAAAAUGCUUAAGAGUAAACAUCAUAAUAUGCACAUAUAGGGUAUUGCAGGUGCUUCCAGCCACGGUUUGUCAGUAUAUUCUAUGAGUAUAAAUAAGGACAAAAGUGUUACAUAAAUACAGAUUGUUGGAAGAUUUAUUAAUAAUGGGAAUACAUAACAAGGAAGAUAAUAUUUUCCGAUUUCAUAUAACUAGUGACUUUUCUGUAGAGUAACUCUGAUCCUAACAAAUCUGGCUGGAAAAAUCUGGAACACCCUUUUUAAGCUGAUAAUUAGAUGUUCGUAUGAAACAUCUAACGCUUUCGAUACUAAUUUUCAGAUUUGAAGACAACAAAAUGAAAGACUAAUCGACGAAACUAAAUUGUAAUUCAUACAAAGUACAAUUAUUAUAUUUAGAAAAAAAACGUGGUCUGCUUUCUCUAGACAAAUUGUAAUCCAUAAGAUCAAUCUCGAGGAGGAUUUUUAUAUCUGAAAAUAAAACUAUUUCUUCUUCUUACGAAGAUAUUGUACAUAUCGUGUUAAACAUUUCGAACUGCUUGUACAAAAGAUAUGGAAAAACGAAUUUGGUAGCAGAGUAUAAAGAGAAAUUCUCUAUGUUUGAACAUGUUUAAUGCAUGGAUCUCGUGGUCGUAGAUAAGUGAAUGAUUCACUAAUAUUUGUAUGACCGUUUUCUCGACAUGGUAUGAUUAUAGAAGUACUCUGCAAAUACGCUUAACUGUUUUUCAAUUAGGACCACUAUUGUCCGCUUAUACGAGCAAACACGUGUCGUUUCUAUUGCUUCACCCAGUUUUCAGGAUUACGUAUUUUCAAAAGAAAGUAAAAUUUGCCACUAUAAUUGUAAAUCUUGAAAAAAAUGAUAGAAAAAUGGCCUUGAAAGUCGAAAUUAUUCAUCACAGUAUUCGUCGUACGAUGUAGGUACAUCUACGUUUUCUCUUCACACGAUUUCAUUCAUGUGGGAAAUAAUAGCAACACGAAGGAAGGUAACACAAACAAAAUACCUUAUAUACUACAACACAUUUAUAAAAAUAGGUAUCUUGUGUAUAUUUGUAAAACAUGUAUUUCGAGCAAAUGUGAGCAAAUGUCGUGAAUAUAUGAAUACACAAGUUUGUAUAAACAUAAAAUGAAGAAGGAGUUACAACCUCACCCAAAAAUUUCUAUAUUUAAUAUAGGCAUUACUCUAUACUUUUAUUUAUUUUCUUAUACUUCAUUUGCCGUUCUA
Bombus pyrosoma is the source of this 1736-nucleotide messenger RNA. RefSeq lists its product as uncharacterized. Lineage: Eukaryota; Metazoa; Arthropoda; Insecta; Hymenoptera; Apidae. The transcript is spliced from 4 exons. The record is from RefSeq and is a predicted model, not a curated record. The coding region runs from base 1 to 606 and encodes 201 amino acids.